UACUCACUACUAAUGCUGCCUGUGACGCCAACCAAACCACUCAUUUCACUUUCUUUCCUUCUCCCGAACUCUCCAAUUUUCCUUUUUUGCCUUUUUCCCAUCUCCUAAUUUUAACUCUUUCUUGACAGUUCAUUGCCAUUAAUCCAUUUCCCCACUUGUUCUUCUUCCUAACUACUUUAUUUAUGUGAAAUCCCUCUUUGCUUAAAGAUCAAGAAUCAUCCUUCUUGAUUACUACAUUUUCUUUUCUUUAUUAAAAAAUUGUGAGGAAUAUAGCACAAAGAUGUCUGUUAGUGUUAGUGGGGUUCUAUUCCCCUUUAUGUUCUUUGUUUUAUUUAUGAGUUUUCUUGGUGCUCCAAUUUCCCAAGCAAAAGGGUCUGAGAUGGUGCCUCUAAUUGAGCCAGUGAAGGCAGAGAAAAUGAUGAUGAUGAUGCUGAAUAACACACGGAGGAAGCUAGGGAGUUUUCAGAUUUGUGCACUUUGCACUUGCUGUGGUGGGGCAAAAGCAGUAUGUUUGCCUACACCUUGUUGCUAUGCUAUCAAUUGCAACAUACCAAACAGGCCUUUUGGUUACUGUUCUUUCACUCCCAAAACUUGUAAUUGCUUUGGAUGCCAUUACUAAAUCCACAAGAUAUCAAAAAAAGUAUCUCUCUUUCUAUAAUAGAAAAGAAGGGAAGGAAAGUUGUAAGUCAAAUUAGAUCUUUUUUUGGUAUGUGAUUUGUGUUUACCGUGAGUCUGAAAGGGGAGAGGAAUAUCUGUUCUUAGAUUUGAUUUGUUUAUAAUUGUUUGAAGGACAGCUAUUUCCAGGUAAUCUUUUGCUACUUCAUGAUGGGAUUUGUGCCCCUAGCAGUAGUGUUAGUUUUUACUCUUUCAGUAUUGAAGAAAAUGUGAUUCUUUUUCUAAGUAGCAAAAAACUUGGAUGAAGUACUACUUUCAGAUUGAAGUAUAAUACAUUUAUCCAUUAAGUGUU
Molecule: messenger RNA, 967 nt
Organism: Capsicum annuum
Lineage: Eukaryota; Viridiplantae; Streptophyta; Magnoliopsida; Solanales; Solanaceae
Exons: 2
Coding region: 281-619 (112 amino acids)
Source: RefSeq, a predicted model, not a curated record